This is a messenger RNA of Gasterosteus aculeatus aculeatus (three-spined stickleback), 3119 nucleotides long. It is a transcript of the gene snx11, whose product is annotated as sorting nexin 11. The record is from RefSeq and is a predicted model, not a curated record. Gene Ontology annotation, cellular component: endosome. Gene Ontology annotation, biological process: vesicle organization; intracellular protein transport. Gene Ontology annotation, molecular function: phosphatidylinositol phosphate binding. NCBI's taxonomy places the organism in Eukaryota, Metazoa, Chordata, Actinopteri, Perciformes, Gasterosteidae.
CCUCCCGCGCGCUUUAAUAACAACCGGAAGCAGACGCGUGUGACGCAACAGCGGCUUGUGACUUGCGAAAUGGAGACGGGAGCAGGUAGCAGGAAGCGCGCCUCUCGCACCGAGGACCUGCGGGCUUGAGCGGGGAGAGAAGCAGCCGACGGGCAGCCGCACGGCGACCGGCAGCCGGUUGGACAACGACGCAUCGCCCCGAAAUCUCCGGGAAAGUGAGUCGUUAGCGGCGCGCCGGUGGUUAGCACUGAGCUAGCCGCGGGUUUGUCCUGCCGAAUGCGGCACUCUGUAAGAUGAUCUGCAAUCAGGAAGAAGAUGAGUUUGUGGCGGUGCGGGUUCAGGAUCCCCGCUUGCAGAAUGAAGGCUCGUGGAAUUCAUAUGUGGAUUAUAAAAUAUUCCUCCAUACCAACAGUAAAGCUUUCACAGCCAAGACGUCCUGCGUGCGUCGGCGCUACAGUGAGUUCGUCUGGCUGAAGAAGAUGCUGCAGAAGAACUCCGGCUUGGUGCCAGUUCCAGAACUUCCUGGAAAGUACUUCUUCUUCAGCAGCAAUGAGGACUUCCUGGAAAGGAGGAGGAAAGGACUUCAGGCCUUCUUGGACAACGUGGUGAACAUGACGGUGUGUCUGUCGGACAGCCAGCUGCACCUCUUCCUGCAGACGCAGCUGCCGGUCGGCCACAUCCUGGACUGCGUGCAGGGCCACACGCCGUACUCUGUGACGGACGCCAUCCUCACCUACGCCUCGUCCAACCGGGGCUACGCUCAGGCCCAGGAGGAGGACGACGCCGCCGCCAACAAAGAGCCCAGUCUCGGCGUGUCUUACGAGUCCAUGGAGAGCCCGGCUCCUCAUCAACCGUGUCUACAACCCAAAGAGCUCUUCAGCCCCGAGCUCUUGUCCUGCGCUAAAGACUCUGUAGAGCUUCAGCAGAAGGAGACCUCCUCGGUUGAGGUGCUGCAGAACGACGACUGCCUGGAGGCCGUCCUCCAGGACCGCGGCCCGACGGGGGCCGUCUUCUUCCUGGGUGACGGACAGGAGGCCUCAGAGAGUCUCCCGCGGACCAGCAUCCAGACGCCGGUGGAGGUGCACUCGCCGGCGGGGGAGGGCUUUGGGAGAGCGGAGAGCGCCACGGCGUUGGAUGGAGCAGAAGAGGCUGAUCCUUUUCCAGAAGAUCAACGGGAAAGUUCUAGUGAAGCAACGGCGAACGAGGUGGAAUCUGAGCCCAAAGAAUGUGCAAACUCUGCAGACAUUUUGCACUCUGAGGAUGCUGAGCGGGAGGAACGUGGCGCGGAAAGUGGCGGUCGCUCUGAGGAGGAAGUUCAGUCCGCCGUCUGCUCUGGGCGGCGAGUUUCAGAAAGUAGCGUCGCCUCCGAAGCUGAAGGUCGCCGGGACGCCGAGGAGGUCGAGGUCCGUUCGGAGGAGUCAAACAACUCAGACGACGGAAAAGGAGCCGAGGCGACGACUCUCGAUGCGCCCGGCGCUCCGGAGGUGAGGGGCGGCGGCGGCGAAGACGUCGUUCUGGGAGCGGACCCAGCGGAUCGCUCUUGGGCCACACAGGACGGGGCCGUGGACGGACACUCGUCUUCCAACGGGAGCAUCGUGGAGGUCAGCGACGGGGAAAGCUUUGGCGAGGACUCGAUCCCAGCCGCGAACAGCUACGCGGAGACGCCUCCAGAGGACGCCAGCCGCUGGUCGCCAGCCGAGGACUCCACGACAAACGGUCGGGACAUUUGUGGUCGCGAGGACGUCAGCGCCUCCGGUAAAUCUCUGGGUCUGAACUCUACUCCGAGCGGUGGAGAUUUAACCGAAAACUCUGACUUCAGCAUCUUGGAGGGCGGCUGCGUCGGUUAAGACUGCAGAGAUGCAGCAGUGCAUUGUGGGAGGUGUCGUCUGCUCAAAAGGCACAUUGGAACACGAGAGAGGACCGUCCGAACGUGGCCGAUCCUCUCCGUCGACCUGCUUUUGUUUUAAGUGUUUAUUUAAUGUUAAAAUCUCCAUUAACUCAGGUAACGUGAAUACAGGCGCUGUUGUUCUGCCGCGGGCGCCGUUUGGCCUCCUGGCAACAGCAGAGGCUGCUGUAGUUCACAAAAGCAUCUUACGGCUCAUCUGUUUUUAGUUUAUUUUAAUCCAUAAAGGUUUUAUUGUUGUGUUUACAUACAGCGUGUUUUCAUUUUUAGUUCAAUGUGAUUUCUCUCAAAUCCAUUUAUGUUCCAUGGAACGUGUGCAAAUUAUGACAGAAUUAAACCCUGGAACUGAAGGUGAGAUGCACAUUUUUCUUUUAAAGCAUUUAUUUUCACUGUGUGGACUUGAAGCUUUCGUUCCUGUUUUAUGUACUGAAGACCUCGAGGAAAGAGUCAGCGGUCUGAGUGAGACAAAGAGUCCAAUUCAAGGAGGGAAAGGGACACUCCUCAACCUCUUAAUGUUUUAGGUCACUGGUCCCGCUAAUGAAGCUUUCAAAAAAGCGUCCGCGGGCCACAGGUCCUGUAACUGCUUUGGAUUAAAGGAACUGUGUUUCGUAGGCGCUGUUGAGCGAGAGAAGAACAUCUGGUGCUGUUGAUCUAGUUUGACUAAUCUUGAUGACUAAUCUGAACCCUGUGCAAAGACACCCACACCUUUUUAAGUCUUGUGAUCUUGAUGAUGUGCAUAAUCAUCUGCUAGUUUACGGUUUUUAUUUUUAAUGGCUGACUCCCUACAAGUUAAGGCUGUGGCUUGUAUACACGGCAUUGAUCACUUUUAUACACGGCAUUGAUCACUUUUUCCCAAAGUGCACUGUGCUGAAUUCAGCCACCAGUUAAUUUGAUGCAGUUCCAUCGCCGCAUUGUUCUCACACACUGCUUAUCCUACCUGUGAUUCAAAUAAAUGUUGCUUAAUAAAGGGACCAAGUUUCACUGGUUUAUUCUGUUCCACACAGAAAUGCGCCUCAUACAGGGUGGAUGAUGGAUUUCUUUUUCUACACUAAUAGAUGAUUGUAUUUGGCUAAUUUUAUUAAGUUUUAUUAUGGGAUUUUAACCCCUUUGAAGGAGACCUUUUAUUUAUAACUUGGAUCUGCAAGGAUAACAACAUGAACACCUGUCUGUGUAAAUACGAUUUUAUUUCAAAUAAAGUGUUUUCUCUUCACUGUUA